Molecule: messenger RNA, 7305 nt
Organism: Canis lupus familiaris (dog)
Lineage: Eukaryota; Metazoa; Chordata; Mammalia; Carnivora; Canidae
Gene: AGRN
Product: agrin
Biological process (GO): G protein-coupled acetylcholine receptor signaling pathway; receptor clustering
Molecular function (GO): calcium ion binding; laminin binding
Source: RefSeq, a predicted model, not a curated record
AUGGCCAGCCUGCGGCGGUCCGGCCCGGCCCCGCUGCAGCUGCUCCUGCUGCUCCUGGUGGUGGCUGCGCGCGCUCUGCCCAGCGCCGACGGGACGUGCCCGGAACGCGCGCUGGAGCGGCGGGAGGAGGAGGCGAACGUGGUGCUCACCGGCACUGUGGAGGAGAUUCUCAACGUGGACCCGGUGCAGCACACGUACUCGUGCAAGGUUCGAGUCUGGCGGUACUUGAAGGGCAAAGACAUGGUGACCCAAGAGAGUCUGCUUGAUGGUGGCAACAAGGUGGUGAUUGGUGGCUUUGGAGAUCCCCUCAUCUGUGACAACCAGGUGUCCACUGGGGAUACCAGAAUUUUCUUUGUGAACCCUGCACCGCCAUACCUGUGGCCAGCCCAUAAGAAUGAGCUGAUGCUCAAUUCCAGCCUCAUGCGCAUCACCCUGCGGAAUCUGGAGGAAGUAGAGCACUGUGUAGAAGACAAACCUGGGACCCACUUCACACCAGCGCCCCCAACGCCUCCAGAUGCAUGCCGAGGAAUGCUGUGUGGCUUCGGUGCUGUGUGUGAGCCCAGUGCAGGGGGUUCAGGCCGAGCCUCCUGCGUGUGCAAGAAGAGUGCCUGUCCCGCCGUGGUGGCGCCCGUGUGUGGCUCUGACGCCUCCACCUACAGCAAUGAGUGUGAGCUGCAGCGGGCGCAGUGCAGCCAGCAGCGCCGCAUCCGCCUACUCAGUCGCGGACCCUGUGGUUCCCGGGACCCCUGCUCCAAUGUGACAUGCAGCUUCGGCAGCACCUGUGUGCGCUCAGCAGAUGGGCAGACAGCCACAUGCCUGUGCCCUGCCACCUGCCGGGGGCCCCCGGAGGGCCCCGUGUGUGGGAGCGACGGUGCUGACUACCCCAGUGAGUGCCAGCUCCUGCGCCUCGCGUGCACUCGCCAGGAGAACAUCGUCAAGAAGUUUGACGGCCCUUGUGACCCCUGCCAGGGCACCCACCAUGACCUGAGCCGUGUCUGCCGCGUUCACCCACGCACGCGGCAUCCUGAGAUGCUCCUCCGGCCAGAGAGUUGCCCUUCUCAGCCAGCACCUGUGUGCGGGGAUGAUGGAGUCACCUAUGACAACGACUGCAUAAUGGGCCGCACGGGAGCCACCCGUGGCCUUGUCCUCCAGAAAGUGCGCUCUGGCCAGUGCCAGCCUCAAGACCAGUGUCCAGAUGUGUGCAGGUUCAAUGCUGUGUGUCUGUCCCGCCGAGGCCGCCCCCGCUGCUCCUGUGACCGUGUCAUCUGUGAUGGGGCUUAUAGACCCGUGUGUGCUCACGACGGGCACACGUAUGAUAAUGACUGCUGGCGUCAGCAAGCUGAGUGUCGGCAGCAGCGCACCAUUCCCGCCAAGCACCAGGGCCCGUGUGACCAGCCCCUGUCCCCGUGCCUUGGGGUGCGGUGUCCUUUUGGGGCAACAUGUGCCGUGAAGAAUGGGGAGGCUGAGUGCGUGUGCCAGCAGGUGUGUUCGGGCAUCUAUGAUCCUGUGUGUGGCAGUGAUGGUGUCACAUAUGGCAGCACAUGUGAACUGGAAGCCACGGCCUGCGCCCUUGGACGGGAGAUCCGGGUGGCUCGCAGAGGACCCUGUGACCGCUGUGGGCAGUGCCGCUUUGGAGCUCUGUGUGAGGCUGAGACUGGGCGCUGUGUGUGCCCCUCCGAGUGCGUGGCCUCGGCUCAACCUGUGUGCGGUUCUGAUGGGCACACGUAUGCCAGCGAGUGUGAGCUGCACGUCCACGCCUGCACACACCAGAUCAGCCUGCAUGUGGUCUCAGCUGGACACUGCCAGACCUGCGGAGACACAGUGUGUGCUUUCGGGGCAGUGUGCUUGGCUGGGCAAUGUGUGUGUCCCCGAUGUGAGCGACCCCCACCCGGGCCCGUGUGUGGCAGCGAUGGUGUCACCUACGACAGUGCCUGUCAUCUCCGAGAAGCUGCCUGCCAGCAACAGACACAGAUUGAGGAGGCCCGGGCGGGGCCCUGUGAGCAGGCUGAGUGUGGCUCUGGAGGCUCUGGCUCCGGAGAGGAUGGCGAGUGUGAGCAGGAGCUGUGCCAGCAGCAUGGCGGUGUCUGGGAUGAGGACUCGGAAGAUGGGCCUUGCGUCUGUGACUUCAGCUGCCAUAGCGUCCUGAGGAGCCCGGUCUGUGGCUCAGAUGGGCUCACCUAUGGCACCGAGUGUGAGCUGAAGAAGGCCAGGUGUGAAUCGCGGCGAGAACUGUACGUCACAGCACAGGGAGCCUGCCGUGGCCCCACCUUGGCCCCAUUGCUACCUGCAGUUCCUCCGCACUGCACCCAGACCCCCUAUGGCUGCUGCCAGGACAACGUCACUGCUGCCAGGGGUGUGGGCCUGGCUGGCUGCCCCAGCUCCUGCCAAUGCAACCCACAUGGCUCCUACAGUGGCACCUGUGACCCAACUACGGGUCAGUGCUCUUGCCGCCCAGGCGUCGGGGGCCUCAAGUGUGACCGCUGUGAGCCUGGCUUCUGGAACUUCCGUGGCAUUGUCACUGAUGGCCGGAGCGGCUGCACCCCCUGCAGCUGUGACCCCCGGGGCGCUGUGCGGGAUGACUGCGAGCAGAUGACCGGGCUGUGUUCAUGUAAGCCUGGGGUGGCUGGACCUAAGUGCGGGCAGUGUCCAGAUGGCCACGCUCUGGGCCCUGGCGGCUGUGAAACAGACUCCUUGGCGCCUGAGACGUGUGCUGAGAUGCACUGUGAGUUUGGGGCGUCCUGCGUGGAGGAGGCUGGCUCUGCACGCUGUGUGUGCCCAACAUCUACCUGUCCAGGGGCCAGUGCUACCAAGGUCUGUGGGUCAGAUGGAGUCACCUACGGCAAUGAGUGCCAGCUGAGGACCAUCGCCUGCCGCCAGGGCUUGGACAUCUCCAUCCAGAGCCUUGGCCCGUGCCAGGAGACUGUUGCUCCUGGGGCCCGCCCAACAUCUGUACCCAGGGCCACCUCAGGGCUCAGCACGAGCAAGGCGCUGCCACCCGCCCCCAGCACCCUCCCCCUGGCUCCCAGCAGCACCCCUCAUAGCCGGCCCACGCCUCGACCCUCACCAGGAUCUCGGACCACUGCCAGCAUUCCCAGGACUGUCACGAGGCCUGUGCUGACCAUGCCCCCCACAGCCCCCGCCACGGCAGCCAACCUCGCCACAUCUGCUUUUGGCGAGUCUGGCAGUGCUGACGGGAGCGGCGAUGAGGGGCUGAGUGGUGACCUGGAGGCCAGUGGGACUGGCUCAGGGGGACUCGAGCCCCCUGAAGGUGGCAGUGCUGUGACCCCUGAGCCACCCAUGGAGAGGGCUUCUUGCUACAACUCGCCUUUGGGCUGCUGCUCGGAUGGCAAGACGCCCUCGCUGGACGCAGAGGGUUCCAACUGUCCUGCCACCAAGGCGUUCCAGGGUGUGUUGGAGCUUGAGGGCGUGGAGGGGCAAGAGCUGUUCUACACGCCGGAGAUGGCUGACCCCAAGUCAGAGCUUUUUGGGGAGACUGCUAGGAGCAUCGAGAGCACCCUGGAUGACCUCUUCCGGAACUCAGAGGUUAAGAAGGACUUCCGAAGCGUCCGGCUGAGGGACUUGGGGCCUGGCAGCUCAGUCCGAGCCAUUGUGGAUGUGCACUUUGACCCUGCCACAACCUUUAGGGCGCCUGAUGUGGGCCAAGCCCUGCUCCGGCAGAUACAGGCAUCCCGGCGCCGGUCCCUGGGCGUACGGCGGCCACUGCAGGAGCACGUGCGCUUUAUGGACUUUGACUGGUUUCCUGCGUUCUUCACGGGAGCCACCACAGGAGCAACACCAGCCGCAGCCACAGCCAGAGCCACCACGGUGGCCCACCUGCCACCUGCUGGGACCCAGUGGGCCCUCUACCCCAGUCACACAAGCCGGCCUGUGGGCAGGACCACAGCUCCACCCACCACACGCCAGCCUCCCACCACUGCUCCCCGUCGCGUGCCCGGACGCCGGCCCUUGCCCCCAGGCACCCAGCAGCCCCCGAAGCCCUGCGACUCCCAGCCCUGCCUCCAUGGGGGAACCUGCCAGGACCAGGACUCGGGUGGAGGCUUCACCUGCAGCUGCCCAGUGGGCAGGAGGGGUGCCGUCUGUGAGAAGGCCCUGUACCUCUCGGUGCCAGCUUUCAAUGGCCGCUCCUUCCUGGCCUUCCCCACCCUCCGUGCCUACCACACGCUGCGCCUAGCACUUGAGUUCCGGGCACUAGAGCCACAGGGCCUGCUGCUCUAUAAUGGCAAUGCCCAGGGCAAGGACUUCCUGGCAUUGACGCUGCUGGGGGGCCGUGUGCAGCUCAGGUUUGACACAGGUUCCGGGCCUGCAGUACUGACCAGCUCAGUGCCUAUAGAGCCUGGCCGCUGGCAUCGCUUGGAGCUGUCUCGGCACUGGCGCCGGGGAACACUUUCAGUGGAUGGUGAGCCCCUGGUGCUGGGCCACAGCCCCAGCGGUACAGAUGGUCUCAACCUGGACACAGACCUUUUUGUGGGCGGCAUCCCUGAGGAUCAGGCUUCUGUGGUACUCGAAAGGACGUCCAUCAGCGUUGGCCUCAAGGGCUGCAUCCGCCUGCUGGAUGUCAAUAAUCAGCGUUUAGAGCUCAGCAGCUGGCCAGGGGCUGCAGCCCGAAGCUCCGGGGUGGGCGAGUGUGGAGACCACCCCUGCCUGCCCAACCCCUGCCUCGACGGGGCUCCGUGUCAGGCCCUGGAGGCUGGCAUGUUCCACUGUCAGUGCCCACCUGGCCGCUUUGGUCCAACCUGUAGUGGUGACAAGAACCCCUGUGAGCCGAACCCCUGCCAUGGGGCAGCCCCCUGCCGUGUGCUGCCUGAUGGGGAGGCCAAGUGUGAAUGCCCCCGAGGACGAGGGGGUGCCAUCUGCCAGACAGUCUCGGAGCGGGAUUCUUCCCAGCCCUUCCUGGCUGACUUCCAUGGCUUCUCCUACCUGGAGCUGAAAGGGUUGCAUACCUUUGAGCGGGACCUGGGGGAGAAGCUGGCACUGGAGGUGGUGUUCCUGGCCCGUGGGCCCAGUGGUUUGCUCCUCUACAAUGGGCAGAAAACAGACGGCAAGGGGGACUUUGUGUCACUGGCGUUGCAUGACCGCUUCUUGGAAUUCCGCUAUGACCUGGGCAAGGGAGCAGCGGUCAUCAGGAGCAAGGAGCCGGUGGCCCUGGACACCUGGACCAGGGUCUCACUAGAGCGCAAUGGCCGCAAGGGUGCCAUGCGUGUCAGUGAUGGGCCUCGCGUGCUGGGAGAGUCCCCGGUGCCACACACUGUCCUCAACCUGAAGGAGCCACUCUAUGUUGGAGGGGCCCCUGACUUCAGCAAACUGGCCCGGGCAGCUGCGGUAUUCUCUGGCUUCGAUGGCGCCAUCCAACUGGUCUCCUUGAAAGGCCACCAGCUGCUGUCCCAGGAGCACGUGGUGCGGUCAGUGGAUGUCUCAUCUUUUGCCCACCACCCUUGUACUCAGGCCUCGGGCCACCCAUGCCUCAAUGGGGCCUCCUGCCUCCCUCGAGAGGCCUCCUAUGAGUGCCUGUGCCCCGGGGGCUUCUCAGGGCUUCACUGUGAGAAGGGGCUGAUUGAGAAGUCAGCAGGGGAUGUGGACGCCCUGGCCUUUGACGGACAGACCUACGUCGAGUACCUCAAUGCCGUGACUGAGAGUGAGAAGGCCCUGCAGAGCAACCACUUUGAGCUGAGCCUGCGCACGGAAGCCACUCAGGGGCUGGUGCUGUGGAGCGGCAAGGCCACGGAGCGGGCCGACUAUGUCGCACUGGCCAUCGUGGAUGGGCGCCUGCAGCUGACCUAUGACCUGGGCUCCCAGCCCGUCGUGCUGCGCUCCACCGUGCCGGUCAACACCAACCGCUGGCUACGAGUCAGGGCACAUAGGGAACAGAGGGAAGGUUCCCUUCAGGUGGGCAAUGAGGCUCCCGUGACUGGCUCUUCCCCGCUGGGUGCCACACAGCUAGACACAGACGGAACUCUAUGGCUGGGUGGCCUGGAGAAGCUGCCCAUAGGCCAGGCCCUGCCCAAGGCCUAUGGCACGGGCUUUGUGGGCUGCCUGCGGGAUGUGGUGGUGGGGCAGCGCCCACUGCACCUGCUGGAGGAUGCUGUCACCAAGCCAGAGCUCCGACCCUGUGCCGCCCCAUGACAUACAACACAGUCCACUACCUACCCCGUUGUCAUUAUUUUCUAUUUUUGUAAAUUCAUUGCUUUUUUGAUAUGGUUUUCUUGCCUAUGUGUUGGCCAGAGGGACUGCUGGACCAGCCUCCCUACCGUCCAAGCAGACAAGCUACAGAGAUAAACUCUGUCUCGGGACUUGCAGGGGAGUUGGCGCAGGCAGCUUGAAGGGCUUGACCAGCAGCAGCCUCAGGAUGUGCGCCUCCACCUUGGCCCACUGUCUCAGCCCCUUCUGCUGGGCCUCCCUGUGUGUCCACUGUGUCCCCAGAGCAGGGAGGUGCUGCUGGGGCUUGAGGGGGCCCUUCUUCCACACAAAUCCUAAGGGGUCUCUCCAGGUUCCCACUUGAGCUGCUCUUGCCCACUGCGUGUGCUGUAGGCCAGGGCUAGCCUCGAGCCCACACGGCCUCCUCCCAGGCCUCCUGUGCCAAUACUGUGACUUAGAAGCAAUGUUACUGUUGGGGCUGUGCUUCCCCUUCCUUCAACUAUGUCCACCAGUCCCUGAGUGCUGGAGAACAGAGGCCAGGCCCAGACCUGGUCAGGGCACCUUGGCCCUUAGCUGGCCUUGCCUGUCUACUCAGCCACCUUGGACAUAGCUGUGUCCUCUCCCUGAGACCCCAGGUCCCAGUAGGAGCCCUGAGAGGGAGCAGAGCUGCUAUGUGAUGUGGUUGACGACCAUGCCUCUUGGCUUGGCCAGCUGCCAUCCCCCUCUCAAGGAUGGAUGUCCAGGUCUGACCACCAACCUUUGUGCAUUGAUUUCAUUUGACACCUGCGAUGACAGGGCCAUCAUCCUUCCUGUCCUGCCCCAAGGUCUCCUGAGUCCACACACCACAGCAAGCACUGGUGUGAGGGGUGUCAUUGUCCAAUACCAAGGCCAAGGGGUGAGUGUAGAGGCAGCAGAGAAAACUGCAAUGUUACACCCCAUCUCACCUGUCCCCCACCCCCUGUCCUGUGGGGGUGGCAGCCCUAACCCUCCCACAGUGGUGAAUGGGCCAGUGAGCCCAAAGGCUGGAGGGACCCCCAUAUGUCAUGUUACUAACUACAGUCUGUGUCUGUGUCUGUGUCAAUCACCGUGAAAUAAAGUCUGAACACUUUAAAAGAGGUGCUGGCAUCUGUCCACACCCAACACCACCCCUGA